GAUCCGCGUCAAAUUGACACGGACCCUGAGGGACGUGGUGUCGCUCAGCAGCGUGACACCACUCGCUCACCAUUCCUCACCACUCGCUCACCCCUCCUCGCUGUCACCACACGAGAGAGGAGGACCCACCCCGACACUCACUCACACACUUACCCCUCGCUCACAACAACAACACAACCACCACCUUCACCGCGGGAAAGAGGGAACAGAGGAGAAUCGCCCAUCCCUCACCCCUCGCUCUCACAACAACAACAAACACAAUAACAACAACAAACACGACGACUACUACAACAACAACCAACACGAGAGCGCGCCAUGGAGAGCGGCUCGCCACCGCCUUGGCUGAGCGCCGCGCGGCCGGGCCCGCUGAGCCGCGAGCUGACGCUGAGCGGGCCCCGCGUGACGCUGGGCGCGCUCCUGGCCGCCACGUGCGGCCUGUGGGUCGCGGCCUACGCCACGCACCUCCUGCUGCAGAGCACCGCGGUGCUCACCGUCUUCAUCCUGGUGUUUAUGGUGUCGCUGAUGGCCUACCUGCACGUGGUGAAGGUGGAGCACGAGUGCGUGCUCCUCAUCGCCGCCACGGGCGUGCAGCUCACGCGCCACUAUGCAUCAGGGCGCCAGCAAGCCACCUUCAUUGAGAUGGCGCGCGUCAAGGACAUCGUCAUCAACGAGGUCAUCCAUGCGCAGCAAGUGCUGUACCACAUGAGUAUCCUGCUGAAGGAUCCCGCUUCCCCUGAGAGGAUCUCCGGCAUCAUCCCCGUGUUUGCGAAGUUUAAACCACGACUCGACUGCCUCGUGGAAGUCUAUCGGACCUGCCAGGAAGUGCUGCGGAUGUCGGCGUCUGACAGCGCGGUGUUCAGCGGCGGUGGUGUUGGCGGCGGCGCUGGGAUCAGAGACUGACGCAAAGCACGUUCAAGAACUAUGUUCACCGCACCGCCAGCAGCAGAAGCUGGCUUGUCCCACGUGCUGUAUUUACACACACAUCUCAUUUCUCCAGGCACAACAUGGCCAGGUUACUUAAAUGCAGCCAAAUGUAUAUUUUGACGACUACAUCAUAGACUAUCGCCAUCAUCAGCCAUGUUCUAUGUUCACUUCCGGAUGAAGGCUCCCCCCCUCCCAUGCCUUCACCAUUACUCAUGGUCCUGCGAUGCCACAAUGGAUCCGAUUGCUCCAUCUCCACGGUGGUCGUCCCCUUUAGUGUUCUCCCAUUUGCCCAUCAGCCAUCCUCUUCCCUUUCCAGAGACGUUCUCUUCACCAGCACCAUUAAACAAGCAAGAUGCCUCGGAUUCACAUUGUUCCCAGAUCCAUGUCGCUCCUCCUGUCACCCGGUGUCACGUGCCUAAUUAGCUCAUGCAGCUAAUUAGGCACGUGACGAAUCCUCAGUUCCUACUCGCACGAAGGUCAGGUCGCAUCGCGUUGUGCCAAGCGUCAAAUUGUUUUCAGUUUUGUGCGCGUAACCACCCUGCAGCCGUGAGAGGCGCGAUGCUCACAGCAGUCGCCCGAUCAUGGAUGCAAAUCACGACGGAAUCGCAACGCCUGCAUCACGUUGCGCGGGGGUGAGGCAUCGCCGCGUUGCAUACCUCUAAACGGGGAUUCUGUUUUAUGAAGUUGCUUUCAUUUGUGCCUCGUGUGAAUUCUGCAAAGCAUAUUUUUCACAGAGAUAUUUAAAGCGGAACUUUUUCCAGUGUGUUGUUGACACUGCAGUGUACUGAGUGGGAUCCUAGGCCAGACGAUAGCAUGCGAGUAAAAACUUUGACAUUAUUUCCUUAAUAAUAAAAUCAUCGUUUUAUGAACCACA
Petromyzon marinus (sea lamprey) is the source of this 1798-nucleotide messenger RNA. It is a transcript of the gene PIGH, whose product is annotated as phosphatidylinositol glycan anchor biosynthesis class H. The record is from RefSeq and is a predicted model, not a curated record. NCBI's taxonomy places the organism in Eukaryota, Metazoa, Chordata, Hyperoartia, Petromyzontiformes, Petromyzontidae. Gene Ontology annotation, cellular component: glycosylphosphatidylinositol-N-acetylglucosaminyltransferase (GPI-GnT) complex. Gene Ontology annotation, biological process: GPI anchor biosynthetic process.